Messenger RNA from Closterium sp. Yama58-4, 1554 nucleotides. Lineage: Eukaryota; Viridiplantae; Streptophyta; Zygnematophyceae; Desmidiales; Closteriaceae. The record is from the annotation of a GenBank genome assembly.
AUGCCUCCGAGAAAGAAGAACGCUCGUCGUAAUGCGAACGUCGCUCCCCAGGAACCUGUCGAACCUCGCCCAGACCCUCCGUUUGUUGCUUGGAAGAAGCAGCAAGAGGCGAAUGGGAUGACUCGCGUGCGUCUUGUUGGCGUGACGGAUACACCACCAGCGAUAUGGACGCCAUGCUCAUCAAGCGCGGGACCCUCGCCUACUGGAUUAGGCAACAUUUCUGGCGCCGAAGAUGACGCCCCUACCGAUGGUGCGGACGAGGGAGAGUCGGAUGACGACUCCUACUGUGAUUCCGAUGGCUACACUGCUGCUGACGUCGUUGACGACACUGCUGAGGAUGGCACGGACGUCCGAGCUGACAAAGGCAAGCGCAAAGUUGGAACGACGCCUACGAAAAAGCAGCAUUGGACUGAGGACGAGCUCACCGAACUUGCAGCUGCCAUGUGGAUGGCCAAGGAAGAUUGGGACCACCUCAAGGGAAAGCAAGGCGCGCAGCCUUGGAAGAAGAUUCGCCGCGUGAUCCGGAUUGCCAAUCCGGCGUGGAGGCGCCCGUCGGACGCAAUGGCGAAGCAGUGGAUGCGGCUGAAGAAUCGUUUGGAGGAAAUAGGCGUGGCGGAGGGAGGCACGGGUGGCGAGCCACAGCAACGUCCCGAAUGGUUCGAAUACGUAUACAAUUGGUGGUACGCCAACCGUGCGCCAGAUCCGCACGUGGUUGACGAAGGUGGUGCGCGAAAUGCCAAUGCCGAACCUACCGCGGUUAGGGCGGCGCCUGCUCCUCCUACGGAGGAACCUGAACAACGACACAUGCAUCACAAUAUGCUAACAUACCUACCCACUAUGUCUCCCUCCUACGUCUCCCCCCUACGUCUCCCCCCUACGUCUCCCCUCUACGUCUCCCCCUACGUCUCCCCUCUGCGUCUCCCCCUACGUCUCCCCUCUGCGUCUCCCCUCUACGUAUACCCUCUACCAGCAGGUCCGCUUCCAACUAUUCCGGUUCGUCGUCGCGCCAUGGAGUCGCCGGCGUACGCGGGGCAUCUCCUUGUCGCUGACACGAUUACCCGCCUGAUGACCGAGAGGAACAACAGGCAGGAUGCCGCUUUUGAACGCCUCAUUUCGGUCAUUGAACGCUUAGCGCCCCAGCCGCCACGCGAUGAGCUGCUCCCCACACCCGUGCCAACCACCCCUGGAAGUCAUGUCGGCACGCCUCCCUCGGGUGGAGGCGUUGUCACCGGUGCUCCCACUGCAGCAGGGCCGUCACUGCCACCAGGUUUUGUGAUGGCGCCGACCUGGUUCAGUGGCAGGCAGGUGCCAACCUCCCAAGCUGUCACACCUGGAACUUUCGCGGUACCUGCAAACCGUCCAACUGCACCAAUCUUAGCCACAGCAUCUGCCAUGUCAGCUCCAUCGCAUGGCGCCGAACCAGCUGCUGCAAGGCAGAUGUACGCCGAUGCAUCAUUCCUGAGCAACACCCCAUCUCCUAUUGCAGUUGACGGCAACGGCCAAUGGUACUUUACUGGGGUGCAGCAGGACCAGCAGCCUCCUCGCGGCGCCUGA